AUGGCAGCACCUUCGAACCUCCCGGCUAUCUUCAACCCUAGCUCCCAGGACAUUGAGCAGCUGCUCGCGGCUCAAUGCCACCUGGGAUCCAAGAACCUGCAAGUUCACAUGGAACCAUACCUAUGGAAGACUCGACCUGAUGGUAUCAACAUUAUCAAUAUUUCAAAGACCUGGGAGAAGAUUGUCCUAGCGGCCCGAAUCAUUGCAGCCGUCGACAACCCAGCCGAUGUCUGUGUUAUUUCUGCUCGUCCAUAUGGUCAGCGAGCCGUCCUCAAGUUCGCCGCUCACACUGGUGCCGUCGCUAUUGCUGGUCGAUUCACUCCCGGUAACUUCACCAACUACAUUACCCGAUCUUUCCGAGAACCACGAUUGAUCAUCGUCACCGACCCACGAACCGAUGCUCAGGCUAUUAAGGAGGCUUCUUAUGUCAAUAUCCCAGUCAUUGGUCUCUGCGAUACCGACUCGCCAACAGAAUUUGUUGACGUCGCCAUCCCAACCAACAACAAGGGCAGACACUCUAUUGGUUUGAUCUGGUGGAUGCUUGCAAGAGAAGUGCUCCGACUUCGAGGUACAAUUGCUGACCGAGAGGUUGCUUGGGAUGUUGUCGUUGAUCUGUACUUCUACCGCGAUCCUGAGGCUGAUGAGACUAAAGAUGAGGAGCAGAAGCCAGGUGCUGAUGAGGCUGGUCCAGGCGCCGUCGAUCGAGGUUUCACUGAUAAUGCUGAUUGGGGUACUGAUGCUGCCACUGGUGUUCCAGGUAUCACUGGUGCUACUACUGCUGAUCCUAAUUGGCAAGACAACGCUACUGGUGCUGACUGGGCAGGAGAAGGUACCACUGGUGGUGAAAAUGCCGCUCCAGCUGCUGGCUGGUAA
Molecule: messenger RNA, 873 nt
Organism: Lithohypha guttulata
Lineage: Eukaryota; Fungi; Ascomycota; Eurotiomycetes; Chaetothyriales; Trichomeriaceae
Gene: RPS0
Product: structural constituent of ribosome
Exons: 2
Coding region: 1-873 (290 amino acids)
Biological process (GO): cytoplasmic translation; ribosomal small subunit assembly
Cellular component (GO): ribosome; 90S preribosome; cytosolic small ribosomal subunit
Molecular function (GO): structural constituent of ribosome
Source: RefSeq, a predicted model, not a curated record